Molecule: messenger RNA, 243 nt
Organism: Cricetulus griseus (Chinese hamster)
Lineage: Eukaryota; Metazoa; Chordata; Mammalia; Rodentia; Cricetidae
Source: RefSeq, a predicted model, not a curated record
AUGAAUAUUGUUCGAACUCCAUCUGUUGCUCAGAUUGACAUUUUGGAGGAAUUGUUGGCCAGUCUGGCUCAGCAGACUCUUGUGCGCAGUGCUGCUGUGUCCUCGGUUGACUCAUUCAUGCAGUUCACACAGAAGAUGUUGGACAGCUUCUACAAUUUUGCUUCAUCACUUGCUCUCUCUCAGGCCCAGAUGACACCAAAUCCGUAUGAAAUGAUCAUCUCAGCAAAUGUGGUUCUGAAAUGA